CGUCACCCCGGGAGAUAGGGGCCUAGUUUCCCGAGUUUCCUUAUCCUCAGCCUAGCCUCGAUUUGGCCGGACAGGGGAAAACACUUUGGGAUUUCCAGAACAAAAGCAAGCCACACGAACAGACGAGCGACGCAAGCAGCACCAAAGAAACGCGUAAUAUUUUUUGUUUUGUUUUGUGCAACUCAAAAUUUCAAGAAAUCAACUUUAACUUUUGCCUCCUACACUUGGUUGGAAUUAAGGGAAAUAAAGUUCCGUAUCAGUUAGGGCAAUUUAUCAGCUGAAAUUAGCUGCGAAAUUAUUGUACCGAAACAACCCGUGGCGAGACCCGAGGAAUCUAGUACGGACAUAAAAGCGACACGGGGCCAGAGAGUUAUUGUUGUCGCUUUAUUGUGUCUGAAACUUCGGACUGAGUUGGGGGAGAGGGGAGAACUACGCGGAUAAGGAAAAGCCAAAGUGUUAAACCACAGUACAUUAAUUCGCACAGGGGUUGUGUUGAACAACACUGCCUCCUGCUGGGGAAGGGGGGAAACUACUACACCAGACCCACGGACGGAGGGAGAGCGAGAGAGGUGAACGGGACUACAGAAAGGGCAGAGGGACAUCAGACCCCACCCACCCCCCCUCCCCAAAUUUCCUCUUUGUGGAACUAGGACCAAAAACGAAGACCCAGAUCAGGAAAGGGUCUGGAGUUGAGCAGCGAGCGAGGGGUGGAGGGGUGACCAGUCGGAUGGCGGCACACGCGGAGCGGGACAGGGGGGUCAGGAUGGACGUCGGCCCGCAGCCUUUCAGAGGGGAGGGGCGCAACGCCGCGCCCCGGUCUUACCGCGGGUCGCACCCCAACGCCAACGGCAAGCCGGCCCCGCCCUCCGAGCACGCCGCGGCGGCGGACGGCGGCAGCAGCACGGGCACGGGCGCGGGCGCCGGCGGCGAGGGGGGCGGAGCCAACGGCAACGGCGUGGCGGUCAGCUUCAGCACCAACCACAACUCGGUGGUGUGCCUGCCGCUGGUCUCGGAGGGCCUGAAGCUUGUGUGGACGCAGUCGGACCAGACGCGGCAGCUGGACUGCAUCCCCGAGCUGGUGCAGGCCUUCAACGUCUUCCCCUACCCCAGCUCCCGCGAGGUGGCCUCGCUGGCCCGCGGCUGCGCCCUGCCCCUGGACAAGGUCAAGGUCUGGUUCAUGGUGCAGCGCAUCAAGUACGGCAUCAGCUGGGCCAGCGAGGAGAUCGAGGAGACGCGCCGCAAGCUGGCGGGGGGCGCCGACCGAUUCGGGGCGGCGGGGGGGGGGCCCGCCGCCGCCGCCACCGAGCCGGGCCGCCGCAGCGAGGACGAAGAGCUGGACCCGGAGGAGGAGGAGGAUGAAGAGGAGGAGGAGGAGGAGGAGGUGGGAGUGGGGAGAGAGGAGGCCAGAGUGGCGGCCCUGCCCGCGCCCCACCCCAAGCGGCCCAAAUGCGAGCCGGCGGAGCCCCCGGCCCGCCCCCACUUCCGCUCCUCCCUCCCGCCCCCGCAGGACUCCUACUACUACCGGCCCCCGGCGGAGGCCCCGGGGCCCCUGACUCGCCGCCCGGGGCCCCCCCGCCGCGCCGGCCGCUACAAGAAGUCCAAGGCGCAGCUGGCGGUGCUGCGCUGCAGCUUCCUGCGGGAGCACUGGCCGGCGGAGGCGGAGCUCCGGCGGCUGCAGGAGGAGACGGGCCUCGGCCGCAACGACAUCCGCAAGUGGUUCAGCGACAGCCGCUACCAGCUGAGGAACGGCCGCGGCUCCGCCCCCUCCCCAGGCUCCGCCCCCUGCCCCGCCCCGCCCCCGACGCCCCCCGCGCCCGCCGGCGCGAGCCGGAACGGCCACGCCCACGCCGCCCACCAGCUCCAGCCGCUCCCCCUCAUCGCCCGGCAACCGCAGGGCGGGGCCAGGGGAGGGGGCGGAGCCCGCGGGAGGGUCGCCCGUAGCAACGGGGCGGGAGACGCCAGCUUCUUUGAGAACUUCCUGUCCAGCAGCCUGGAGGCGGUGAAGCAGGAGCACCUGGCGGCGGCAGCGAUGCCGACGGAAGUGAAGGCGGAGGCGGAGGUGGAGGAGGAGGACGAUGAUGACGAUGAUGAAGAUGGGGUUUUAUCAUUGGAGCACUCGGCAGAGAUUGAGAUGAAGGAAGAAGAGGAAGAAGAGGAGGAGGAUGCGAGUGAGGAAGAGCAGCCUCUCCAGCUGAUAGGAAACCGUGGCGACCUGGAGGCCCAGCAGCGUCCAGCAGCCACGGCCUCUUCCCCAUCCCCCUCCCCCUCCCCCUCCCUCCCCCACAAACGCACCCUCACUGGGGCCACCCGCUCCACCAAGCCUGCCCCCGCCGCCCUUUCCAGCACCCCCUCCACCACCCCGUCCACCACCUCCUCUUCGUCGUCCUCCUCCUCCUCCUCGCCGGUGCUGACGGCGGCGGGCCGGCCGAGGAAGACGAAGGCGCAGCUGGACCUGCUGAAGCAGCACUUCCUGCGCUGCCAGUGGCCGAAGAGCGAGGACUACACGCGGCUGGUGGAGCUGACGGGGCUGCCGCGCGCCGACGUCAUCCAGUGGUUCGGCGACACGCGCUACGCGGUGAAGAACGGGCAGCUGCGCUGGGUCCGCGGCGUGCGCGACCGCUUCAUGGCCGAGCUGGCCGCGCAGCAGGGGGGCGGGCCGGGGCCGGGGGCGGGGGCCUCCCGGGGCGGCGGCGGGCGCAAGCGCAAGCUGCAGGAGAACGGGGGCGGCGACGCCGCCGCCGCUGCCGCCGACACCGGCCCUCUGCAGGCGUUCCGGCGGCAGACCGGGGCGCUGCAGGAGAAGGACCUGGACGCCCUGUGCAGGAAGUCCCGCAUGAGCUACCAGCAGGUGCGCGACUGGUUCGCCUCGCAGGAGGGCGCCGCGUCCGACGGGGAGCUCAACGUCACCGACUGAGCCGCCGCUGGGGGGGGAGGGGCCGUGCGGAGG
This is a messenger RNA of Anguilla anguilla (European eel), 2947 nucleotides long. It is a transcript of the gene homeza, whose product is annotated as homeobox and leucine zipper encoding a. The record is from RefSeq and is a predicted model, not a curated record. Gene Ontology annotation, biological process: regulation of transcription by RNA polymerase II. Gene Ontology annotation, molecular function: DNA-binding transcription factor activity, RNA polymerase II-specific; DNA binding. Lineage: Eukaryota; Metazoa; Chordata; Actinopteri; Anguilliformes; Anguillidae. Gene Ontology annotation, cellular component: nucleus.